AUGGGUAAGACCCUUGGCAUGAAGAUGAGCAGGCCUUUUGACAACCCCCACCGCAGGGGCACGAAUACCGAUGGCCUAUUUCUCGGAUCUCAUGUCGAAGUCAAACUCGCGGUUCAUGGCAUCUGCGUGCUCCUCAAGAUAUUCAGAAUUACCAAAGACUUGGACAACAUCACGAUGGAACACCUGCACAAGCUUCGUCUUGCUCGCUGGGAGGAUGGCACUCGCCCUGUCUUUGAAGUGUACUUCUCCCGAAAACACUGCAAGCCAUGCAAGUCGUUGGUGAGAAAGUUGUCAGAAGCUACUGGUAUAACCAUCAGAUUGCUGUGGAGGGAUCGACUUGUCAAGAGAGAGUAUGUUGUUCGUGACUUGCACAAAAACGCUCGGCGUCGAGGCCAAGUCGAAACCCAGCCAGUACGUGACCCGCAAGACUACGACUUUGGCGAUAUACUCCCCGACGACUCAGACAUAGAAGUCAUAUCUGACGAUGAGGAUAUGGGAGAUGUCGACCGCAUCGAUCUGACCGGCAUACGAUCCACAUCACCAGCUGGCAUCUCAGCAGAGAUCGACGAUCUUCUUGACGGCCUCGCCUAUCGAGUAGGCCAGAUGGAAGAGUGUCCAGAAGGAGCGACAGCCGCUAUUGUCGGGUUCGCCAGAACCAUGAGUGCUCAUAACAAAAGCAAGAGACUGGACAGGGACGCCAACGUCAGCAAACCUCUUCCCGCGACGCCGGUGAUAGAAGCACCAAUCGACGUAAUCGAAAGCGGAGAACGGCAGCGAAACACAUUUCCCCGGGCGCAGAGGACUCUCUUUCGCCGGUCGCGUGAACUUGGUGGUACUAGAGCGAGGAGUGUUUCGCCUCGCAGAAUUAGGCGAGAACCAAUUCGAGACCGUUCUCCUCGGCGGUACAACUUGACGAGUCCGGAACACUGCUCAGCGAGAAUCUUUGGGCGAACUCAAGCCAGUUCGAAGCUUUGA
Messenger RNA from Fusarium graminearum PH-1, 975 nucleotides. RefSeq lists its product as uncharacterized. The coding region runs from base 1 to 975 and encodes 324 amino acids. The record is from RefSeq and is a predicted model, not a curated record. The transcript has a single exon. Lineage: Eukaryota; Fungi; Ascomycota; Sordariomycetes; Hypocreales; Nectriaceae.